AGGUCGCCGGUGUGCCUGGCCGCCCUCCACGCCGGCGCCCUGCAGGCUGGGGAGGACAAAAAGGUCUUCUUCACGCCCCUGGAGGUCACCGAGAGCUUCGUGGGCACGGUCCGCAAUCGCGUCGUCUCGCAAAACAAGGACGUGGAGCCUGGUCAACCUCAACGCGCCUUCUCCUUCCCUGGCGGUUCCUCAAACUCUUCCUCAGGCGAGGGCGGUAUUGAGGGCAAACUUCUGCCCAACGUUAGUGCCGCGCCCUCCCACACAGCCCCAGAUACUCCCACCCCCACUGUGCUGACCGUGACUAAGAGUGUGAUCGAGGAAUUCACCAGGGAAAAUGUCCCUGAAAAUGUGACUGUGUAUCAACUUCCAGCACCAGCAGAGGCUGGUGGAGUGACGAAAGCCUUGAAGAACCUGACGCAUCAAGACGCUGCCCUUAAUGCCUAUGAAGUCAAAAACGCCACUGACUCAGUCAAGUAUUAUGGCAGACUCGUCGUGAGAAGUUGUCCCAAACAUCGCUAUGGUAUUGGCUGUGCUCAGUGGUGCCCGGACUGCCUCAACACAGGCGAAUGUCACCCUCGCUCCGGAGGCUGUGUCUGUGCCCCUGGCACCCAUGGCAACCGUUGCCAGGACUACUGCGGCAGGGGCCGCUACGGUGACGACUGCAGUAAGAACUGCUCUGCUGAGCUCCGGGGCAGGGAACGAGCUGACCUUCCCAUAUGCGACGGGCUGACCGUCUGCACCCACGACCUGCAAGGCUGCUCCUGUCUUCCUGGAUUCAUGAGACCUUACUGCAACAUAGAGCUCUUCCCUCGUCCUCGCAACUUACCGCGUUUCCGGGCUGCGCCAUCCGUGUCCUGCGACGGCCUCACGUGCACAGUUGCGCCAAAAGCCUGGUCCCCCAGCGCGGACGAAGGCUUUCUGGACUCGGGCACUAAUGUUACAGGGUAUCGGCUGCAGGUAAAGAACUUGAGUAGCUCAACGGCUGCAUGGGAGACGCAGCUAACAGGUGGGUCACUGUGUCAACGUGCUUCUUAG
This is a messenger RNA of Hyalella azteca, 1035 nucleotides long. Its product is annotated as tyrosine-protein kinase receptor Tie-1. The annotation marks the transcript as partial. The transcript is spliced from 7 exons. The record is from RefSeq and is a predicted model, not a curated record. NCBI's taxonomy places the organism in Eukaryota, Metazoa, Arthropoda, Malacostraca, Amphipoda, Hyalellidae.